GCCCGGUUGUUCAAUCAUGGUUUAAACUGUAGAUUAGCUUAAACUGGCGUUUAAAGCUGUAAGCUUAGUUUAAUGCAUUGUACCACUGCGGUUUAACGUUAAACUCCGUUUAGAUUAGAGGUUUAACUAAACGGUGAAAGAGGGCCGUUUAACGCUCCUAAACCGUCAAACAUAACCCCAAAUAUUCUUGUCAUUUUGGGCUGUUGGUCUCAUGGUUUGUUAAUCAAGAUGAACUACACGGAUUUUGAUGAGCCAAUUACUGAUGAUGAAGAUUUUUUGGAGCUAAUGCAGUUGUUUUUGGACGAUGAAGAAGAACCUCUCGUUUCGAAAAAUAUUAGAAAGAGGCCUGAUUAUUUUAAUAUAUUAAGUGAAAAGGAGUUUGUUGAAAGAUUUCGUUUAACAAAAGAAGGGGCACUGGAAGUUUUGGAAAAAAUAAGUGACCACAUUGCGCGUAAAACGGAAAGAAACCACGCCGUCACACCAAUAACAAUGCUGCUAGUUACAUUGCGAUUUUACGCUACGGGUUCAAUGCUUAUUGUUGUUGGUGAUUUCUGUGGGAUCGACAAGUCGACAGCAAGCAGGAUUGUUGCGCAGGUGUCGAUGGCAAUUGCAAGACUAUACAAACAAUACAUAAAGAUGCCCGAUACUGAUGACGAAAAAAAUUAUUCCAAAAGUCGCUUCUAUGCUAUUAGCCGUUUUCCUUCGUGUAUAGGGGCAAUAGACUGCACACACGUAAAAAUUCUUUCGCCCGGCGGAGACAAUGCAGAGAUAUAUAGGAACAGGAAACAAUUCUUCUCAUUCAAUGUGCAAGCAGUGUGUGAUGCAGAUCUACGAUUUAUUAAUAUUGUUGCUCGAUGGCAAGGUUCGGCACACGAUUCUACAAUCUUUAAUAAUUCGAGAUUACGAGCUAGACUAGAACAGAAUGAGUUCGACGGAUGUGUGAUUGUUGGCGAUAGUGGUUACGCAGUGAAACCAUAUCUUCUUACACCACUCUCCAAUCCCCAUACACGAGAAGAAAAUUUAUACAAUGAAUCACAAAUAAGAACUAGAAACGUGAUAGAGCGAUGCUUUGGAAUAUGGAAACGACGAUUUCCCGUACUUGCUUUUGGAAUGCGUGUGAGGUUGGACAGAAUUCAGCCAAUUAUAGUUGCUACAGCUGUGUUGCAUAAUAUUGCAAGAAUGAGAAACAUUCCAGAUCCUGAAUACAAUCCAGAUGUUGAAGAGGCUGUACACUACUUAGAAAACGUUAACAAUAACAAUUAUGCAGUAGGAGAUGAAGCAAGAAUAGGACCUAAUAACCGUGCUCGUCACGCAUUAAUUAAUAAUUAUUUUCGAAAUUUGUUGCUACAAUAAAGCUACUCGAUGUUUUUGUU
Molecule: messenger RNA, 1373 nt
Organism: Photinus pyralis (common eastern firefly)
Lineage: Eukaryota; Metazoa; Arthropoda; Insecta; Coleoptera; Lampyridae
Product: putative nuclease HARBI1
Exons: 2
Coding region: 229-1353 (374 amino acids)
Source: RefSeq, a predicted model, not a curated record